AUGGGUUUGCUCUCAAUUAUAUCUAUGUUGAUGCUUCUCAUCUUUGGAAAGCCGAAUGAUGUUUUCUUGAGUUUUAGCAACCAAGACACUGGCAAGACUUUUAGCGAUCAUCUCUACAAAGCUCUGACUAAGUCUGGGAUUCGGACUUUCAGAGACCAAGAUGGAAUUUACGGAGGAGGAAAGAGUGGCAUCGAAAUCAAGAAAGCAAUAGAAGAAUCGAGAAUAUCAGUUGUUGUGUUUUCUAAAGACUACGCAUCUUCAACACGGUGCCUGGACCAGCUUGUGCUCAUCAUGAAUGCUAGGAGAACAACUGGGCUUGUCAUGUUUCCUGUUUUCUACAAUGUUGAUCCAUCAGAAGAGAUGUAUAGCGAAGCAUUUGCUAAACAUGAAAUGAACUUCCAGAAUGAAAUGGGCAGAGUGCAAAGUUGGAGGGCAGCUCUUAAUGAAGCUGUAGAUCUGGCAGGAAUGGUGCUCGAAGACAGUUUUCGAGGCAAAGACACUCGCAAGAAUUUCACCGAUCAUCUCUACACGGCUUUAACUGGAGCCGGGAUUCACACUUUCAGAGAUGAUGAUGGAAUUCGGAGAGGAGAAAACAUCGAGUUGGAAAUCAAGAAAGCAAUUCAAGAAGCAAAACUAUCUAUAAUUGUGUUUUCUAAAGACUAUGCUUCAUCGAGAUGGUGUCUCGAUGAGCUCGUAAUGAUCAUGGAACGUAAAAGAACUGCUGGGCACAUAGUGUUUCCAGUUUUCUAUGAUGUUGACCGAUUUGAGGUUGGGAGGCAAACAGGGGGAUAUGGUGAAGCGUUUGCUGAGCAUGAAAUACGGCUUAAGGACGAGAUGCAGAGGGUGGAGGGAUGGAGGCAGGCUCUUAGAGAAGUUGCAUACAUGGAAGGAAUGGCAAACAGGGGGAUACGGGAUGAGAUCAGGAAAUUGAAGGAUCAUGUUGAUAGAGUGUGUGCACCGUUUCUUGAUUAUUAUUGGCAGUUUUAUGAUAGUUUGUUGAAAUUGCACUUUAAGUUUGAUGAUCUCGACUCUGCUACAGAGCUCGUGUUAGAUAUGCAUAAAUUCCAAGAGUCUGUUCCUGGUAAAAAAUCAAGGAUGGACCAAGAAAAGCCACUCAUUUUUCCAAUUGGAUCAAACAAUCUCAAGACUGGCUUGAAAAUACAAGUUAUGCCAGAACUGCUGCAGAAGGAUUCUAUCCUCAGAGUGAAACGUAAACAAGCUGGUUUUGCCAUGAAAUUGUCUGAUGAGAUGGUUGCCACUGCUUGUCUUUCAGAAGCAGUAAAUGAUGCAUCAUCUUUGUAUGCACAUCGUGAUCAAGUCAAAGUACGCAUAACGUUGCCAAUUUUCUUCGAAUCAAACCAUAUCAAGACUAAGAAGAUCCAAUCACUCAAGCCCAAUUAG
Molecule: messenger RNA, 1401 nt
Organism: Dovyalis caffra
Lineage: Eukaryota; Viridiplantae; Streptophyta; Magnoliopsida; Malpighiales; Salicaceae
Source: the annotation of a GenBank genome assembly